Loa loa (African eye worm) is the source of this 2385-nucleotide messenger RNA. RefSeq lists its product as hypothetical. Bases 424 to 1797 code for a protein of 457 amino acids. NCBI's taxonomy places the organism in Eukaryota, Metazoa, Nematoda, Chromadorea, Rhabditida, Onchocercidae. Gene Ontology annotation, molecular function: protein-disulfide reductase activity; thiol oxidase activity; FAD binding. The record is from RefSeq and is a predicted model, not a curated record. Gene Ontology annotation, cellular component: endoplasmic reticulum membrane; endoplasmic reticulum. Gene Ontology annotation, biological process: protein folding in endoplasmic reticulum. The transcript has 11 exons.
GUUUUUGUUUUAAAUUGACAGAAUUGGAAGAACUUUUUGGAAUGAUUCGUGGUUUUACGAUACAGACGAAACUGGGUCAUUACGGUUGCUCUCGAUGGAUAGAUCUUAUCACGAUUUCUCUUUCUCUCCAUCUCCCAAUUAUUUCUUUCAUCAUAUUACAUUCUUUCUCUCCCUCGGUCCCGUCGCUAUUACUAUUUUAAUUGAUUUGUAUCACUCUAUACUCCUCUCUCCAUUCUUUUAUGUCAUGGUUUGACAGUUUCGUCAGAUAAGAAUUUUUCCUUUGAGAAUACCUGUGGUUUUCUUUUCCGCCUAUCAUCUCCAUGUGCUUCACACGUCAUCACUUAACAGAGCCGAUGAUGAGAUCUGCGUAAUAUCCAUUUUCUGUGCAGAAGUUAAAUGACAACUCAACACCAGCACUGAUAAAUGAUUGUCACGAAGCGGAUUUGUUCAUUCGUGGUAUUCGCAAUUAUUUUUGUAUUGUUACUGUUAUGUGUGUUAGAAUGUGAAGUUUGGGGGCAGUUUGAGCCCAACAGGGAAUGCUUCUGCAAAUUACAAGGAGCCAUCGAUGACUGCCGAUGUACAUCAGAGAGCAUCGAUGAUUUCAACAACUAUGAGGUCUUUCCCAUAUUGCAGAUGCUCCUAACUCGAGAUUUUUUCAGAUUUUAUAAAGUUAAUAUGGAAAAGACAUGUCCAUUUUGGCCAGACGAUCGACAGUGCUUGAGCAAGGAAUGCGGCAUUGGCUAUUGUGACGACGAGGUUCCAUCAGGCUUGAAACAACCAGCCAUCAUAUCUGUGAUUGGUGGAAUUGAUUCAACCUGCGAAAAAGAGGAAAGUAAUGCAUUCGAUCCGUUGGAUACGACUCUAACGGAAGGUGACCGGCGACAACUGAAUGACAUGGACUGGCACGACGAAAAUGAAGAUAAAUUUUGCGAUUUCGAAGAUGAAGGAUCAGCAGAUAUGCAUUAUGUCGACUUAUCCAGAAAUCCUGAACGAUACACGGGUUACAAAGGCGAUAGCGCACAGAAAGUCUGGACUUGUAUUUACCAAGAAAAUUGUUUCAAGCCAAAUAUGAAGUUUGACAAAAAUUUCCUUAUUCAUCCUAAUUCUUUUGGAAUGUGCUUUGAAAAACGCGUUUUCUAUCGUCUAAUUUCGGGUCUGCAUUCUGCAAUUACUAUAUCGAUCGCUUCUAACAGUUUCAAACCAAGUCCUGCUGGCUUUGGAGAUGGAAUUUGGUUCAGGAAUACGGAACUUUUCAAAAAUCGUUUCGGGACGAAAUGGACACCUGAAGGACCACAAAGACUGAAAAAUAUUUAUUUCGUAUAUCUUCUUGAACUGAGGGCGCUAGUAAAAGCAGCACCUUAUUUUCGCAAGGAAUUAUUUUAUACUGGGAAUCCAAAGGACGAUGCAGAAACACGCAAAACAGUGGAAGAAUUGAUGAAUAUUUUGAAAAAAUUCAGUAAUCCUUUCGACGAGACAGAAAUGUUCACAGGUGUUGAAUCAACGGCUCGGGAACUGCGUGAAGAAUUUCGUCAACAUUUUUUUAACAUUUCACGGAUUAUGGAUUGUGUUGGCUGUGAUAAAUGCCGUUUGUGGGGGAAGUUGCAGACACAUGGGAUGGGCACAGCGCUGAAGAUUUUAUUUUCUGAUUUACCAACUUCUCAUUACAAAACUCAAGACGGUACCGUCUAUCCACCUUUCCAGUUAACGAGGAAUGAAGUCGUUUCGUUGUUCCAAAGCUUCGGCAGGUAUGCCUCAAGUAUCAGGGAAGUUGAAGAAUUUCGUCGUGCAUUGACUUAGUUCUUUAUUAAUAAAAUUCUUUGAAGGAAUAUAGAGAGCUAGGAGAACCUAUACUCUGAUCUUUAGGAAAUGGUAGGUAUUCAAACUUUUUCUAUGUUUUCCUUUUUUUUGUAUUUCGGAACUGGCGGGUAUCUUAUAUCUGAAAUUUUUGAAUUAUUGAUCGACAACGAUAAGUAUGUACGUGAUUUGGACUAGUUCUUAUUUGUCUUUAAUCAGUAUAUCAUUCGCAUUUGAGAUGUCUAGGAGCUUUAGAACUUUGUGCAUUAUCAUCCCAUAACUUUGACCGAAAGAAAAAAUGAAAAUCAUUAUCUUUUCCAAGGGAUAUAAAUUGCUUGCAUUCCAUAAGCCUUUAAACGUAAUUUUGUAUUCCUUUUAUUACUGAUGUCUCUCAGUUUACAUCUGUCCGUGGACAAGUCUAAUCUUUUGCUAAGUUUAGAUCAACUGCUCUUUUUGUUGUUUGGUAAUUGCAGUAAACAGUAAUGAUGUUAUCUAACAAUUAAAAUACAGAAUUACUAUUCCUAUGAUCCAUUCCCACUAACAAUGUUGACUGACGUCUGGCAGGAAGGAAUAGUGGAUGAAUUGCAGUAG